Molecule: messenger RNA, 3261 nt
Organism: Trichosurus vulpecula (common brushtail)
Lineage: Eukaryota; Metazoa; Chordata; Mammalia; Diprotodontia; Phalangeridae
Product: zinc finger protein OZF-like
Exons: 5
Coding region: 100-1701 (533 amino acids)
Biological process (GO): regulation of transcription by RNA polymerase II
Molecular function (GO): RNA polymerase II cis-regulatory region sequence-specific DNA binding; DNA-binding transcription factor activity, RNA polymerase II-specific
Source: RefSeq, a predicted model, not a curated record
GCAUUUAUACAGCUCUUAGCCAGUAUUCCCGCAUUUGAGCCUCACCACAGCUCAGGAGGUCUGCCUUUUGAAGUAUUUGCUCUUCUACAAGAAAGAAGUAUGGAGGAAAAAGGAAUGGCCCCUAUGAUUCUAACAGCCAUGUGCCGGGAAUCAGUGACAUUCAAAGAUGUGGCUGUGGACUUCACCCAGGAAGAGUGGGGGCAACUGAACCCUGCUCAGAGGGAGUUGUACAGGGAUGUUAUGCUGGAGAACUUCAGGAACCUGGUCUCCUUGGGGCUUCCUGUUUCCAAACCAGAGGUGAUCUCCCAUUUGGAGAGAGGAGUCGUCCCAUGGAGGUUGAAAAGAAAAGUCCCAAGAGACACCUGUCAAGAGUCCAUUAGUUGGGAGAUUGAUUGUGAAACCAUGGAGUCACCUUCAACGCAGAGCAUUUCUGUGGGAGAGCCCUUUGAGGAAGUCCUCAAGAAGGAUGGUUCCUGGAUUUCCAAGCUAGGAGACAUCUGGGAACAUAAUCUCAGAUUAAAUCAACAAAAGUGUUACCAGGAAAGGGAGUCCCAUAAAGUGACAGUGCCCCCCAGAAAAGGUUCUACUAAGAUUAAUGUUGAUGAAUGUAAUACAUUUGAAACAAACUUCAGCCUGGGACCAAUCCUUUUUGUCCAACAAAGAGUUGAUACAGAAGGAAGUCUGCAUAAAUAUGAUAAACCUGUAGAAAACUUUAAACAAUAUUCAGACCAAAUUAAGCAUCAUGGAAUUAUUUUUGAGAAGAUUUGCCAAUACAAUCAGUGUGGGAAGUCAUUCUGUUAUCAUUCAGAUCUUAAUCAAUGUGGAAAAUAUGUUGAGGAAAGAACAUCUAAUGGCAAUAAAUGUCAGAAAGUCUUUAGAAACACCUCUUCCUUUAAAAAUAAUAAGAAAAUUCAUACUGCAGAGAAACCCUUUCCUUGUAGUGAAUGUGGGAAAGCUUUUAGCCAGAGAGGAAACCUCACUGAGCAUAAAAGAACUCACACUGGAGAAAAACCCUUUGAAUGUCAUGAAUGUGGGAAGUCUUUUAGCCGCAGUGCACAUCUUACUGAACAUAAGAGAAUUCAUACAGGAGAGAAACCUUUUGUAUGUAAUGAAUGUGGGAAAUCCUUUAGUCGGAGUGGACACCUCACUGAACAUAAGAGAGUUCACACUGGAGAAAAACCUUUUGAAUGUCAUGAAUGUGGGAAGUCCUUUUGCUGGAGCGGACAGCUUACUGAACAUAAGAGAAUUCAUACUGGAGAAAAACCCUUUGAAUGUAAUGAAUGUGGAAAAUCUCUUAGCAACAACUUUUGCCUUACCCUACACCAGAGAAUUCACACUGGAGAGAAACCGUUUGAAUGUAAUGAAUGUGGGAAAUCAUAUAGCCGCAGUGGACACCUUAUUGAUCAUAAGAGAAUUCAUACAGGAGAGAAACCCUAUGAGUGUAAUGAAUGUGGGAAAUCCUUCAGCCAGAGAGGACACCUUACUAAACAUCAAAGAAUUCAUACUGGAGAGAAACCCUUCAAAUGUAACAAAUGUGGGAAAUCCUUCAGCCAAAGGGGAAAUCUUACUGAACAUGAGAAAAUUCAUGCUACAGUGAAGCCCUUUGAAUGUAAAGAGUGUGGGAAAGUUUUCAGUCGGAAAUCUUACCUUCGCCUACAUCAGAGAAUUCAUCCCUUAGAGAAUACCAUUGACUGUACUUGAUGGGGAAAAAGACUUCCACUGUAGUUACUGCCUUAUUUCAUAUGAUUAAGCGAGUGAAUGAGUGGAAAAGCAUUUAAGCACUUUCUCUGUGUCUAAAGCGCUGUGGUUAUGAAGGAGAAGGAGGUUACAAAUAGAAAAUCAGAACAAUCCUUGCUCUCGAGCUUAUAUUCUAAUAAGGGGAGAUAAACGUCUAGGAAGUUUCAGGUGCAAGUCAGAUGGAAAGCCCCAGUGGUUCUUAGUGUGAAGCAACAAGGCAGAAGGUAAUGCAGUUUCUUUAAUGUUAUUUUCACUGAUAAAACCAUAACUAUUUCUGAUAUUGAACCACUUGAGGUCAUUCAGUGUCUGAGAGUUGAAAAAGAUCUCAGAGGCGACCCAACCUAAUCCGUGCCUUACCAGUAAUUCCUUCUACUUAUUAGUAAUUUUAGUAUGUUGCUAUAUGCUGUUAAUUCAUGUUUUUAUUAAGUAUUUUCCUACUUAGAUACACUGGGAAAAUUACCAUGUACCAGUCCAUUGAAAUAAGUAUUUUAAUUCAAGAGCCUGCAUAAACCAACAAGAAGCAUACAUGAUAAAAGCAGCUACAGGACAAGAAUCCUGAUUCUCAUCACCUUUAUUUGACAUCAUAUUGGAAGUUCUAGCAAGUUGAAUUAGAUAGGUAAAAAAUAAGGGAAUUAAUUUGAAAAUGAAGAGGUCAAAAUAGCAGUCUUUGCAUGGUAGCAUAUGUAAGAAAUCUGGUUAUUUCAACUAAAAGAUCAAUAGAGACAGUAUGUGGAAUCAGCAGGGUUACAGGAUAGCAGAUUAACCCAUAGUAUUCUUAAUUCCUAUUUUCUAGCAGUGGAGAUCAAGAAUGUGUGUGUGGGGAACACACACCAACACACAUCAUUUAUGAUAACAGAAUCAAUUAACUAUUUGGCAGUUAACCUGUCUAGAAAUAUAUAGGACCCAUAUUAGGACAAAUAUAAAACUAUAAUGGCUGAAAUAAAUCAUUGAAGGGAGUAUUACAAUAAGUUCCAGAAAAUUAGUUGGUUGUUGUCCUUCAUUCUCAAAGAGGACCAAAAUGACAUCCAGAAAAUAACAUUACCCAGAAGGAAGAAAAUGAGAUAAGUCUUAGUUGUGGAGAUUGGACAAUAAAACAAAAAAAGACUAGAAAAGUUGACAUCUGAAAUGUACAAGUAGCAAUGGAUAACGGUCAAAGAAUAUGAAGAGGCAUUUUUUGAAAGGGGAGAAGUUAAUCAACAGAAUUCAAAACAUUAUUGGUACUGCCUUACUACUACCAAGUUGGCAAAAAAAAAAAGCAAUGUAAGCAAUGCUGGUGAGGGUUAGGGAGAAACAGGCCUAUUGCUGAAUCUGUUUUUAUGUGGGGCAGUCUACAUGUAGUAAAAGUUAUAAAUAUAAUCAUGUCCUUUGACUCAGUAAUUUCAUUAUUUGCAACAUGUCCUGAUAGUGUUGUCAGAAAUUUCAAAAUGUAUCUGUUGGGAAAUUUUCAUUGUAACUGCCCCAUUAUAACUGGAGUAUAAAAUAUUAUACAGUAGGGUAAUGUUUAAAUAAAUUGUUGUUCAGUCA